Messenger RNA from Capsella rubella, 986 nucleotides. RefSeq names its product plastidial lipoyltransferase 2. Gene Ontology annotation, biological process: protein lipoylation. Lineage: Eukaryota; Viridiplantae; Streptophyta; Magnoliopsida; Brassicales; Brassicaceae. Gene Ontology annotation, molecular function: lipoyl(octanoyl) transferase activity. The record is from RefSeq and is a predicted model, not a curated record. Gene Ontology annotation, cellular component: mitochondrion.
AUCGGUGUUAUUAUGGAGUCCUUGCAUCGAGUAGAAACUCUGACUUCAGGGCUCCAUCAUCAUCACCAUCACCAUCGUACUGACGCCAACAGAAACAGUAUCAGAUCAGUGAAGAUUUUAAACUCGGGGAAUCAUGAAAUCCUUAGAAAGUGCCAGUGUUUUGAUCUUUAUGACCAAUUGGUUCCAUACAAGAAAGCUUGGUCAUGGCAGAAAAGCAUUGUCAAGGAGAAAAAGGCAUUGAUUGACAGAAACCAAGACUGCCCUGAUUCAGUGAUUUUGUUACAACACACUCCUGUUUACACAAUGGGAACUGGUAGUACAGAGGAUUAUCUCAAUUUCGACAUAAGGAAUGCUCCUUUCGAUUUGUAUCGAACAGAGCGUGGUGGUGAAGUCACUUACCAUGGUCCUGGUCAGCUUGUAAUGUAUCCUAUAAUCAAUCUUCGAAACCACGAGAUGGAUCUUCAUUGGUACCUCAUGAUGCUUGAAGAGAUAGUCAUCCGUGUGCUUUCCUCAAGUUUCUCCAUCAAAGCUUCCCGUAUUGAUGGUUUAACUGGAGUUUGGGUCGGCAACCAAAAAGUGGCGACAAUAGGUAUUCGUGUGUCAAAAUGGAUAACAUAUCAUGGUCUAGCUCUUAAUGUCACAACAGAUCUAACACCAUUCAACUGGAUAGUUCCAUGUGGGAUUAGAGACCGACAAGUUGGAAGCAUAAAGGGCUUGCUUGAAGAUGGAGAACUCGGAAAGGUUGAUGGUUUGAGGUUGACUGAUGUAGCUCACGAGUCUUUACUUAAGGAAUUCUCUGGAGUUUUCCAGCUUCAAAUUGAAAAGCAAACAUUUCCAGAUCCUAGUAUUCUGUAAGCUGAGCUUUUCAAACCGAUGAGGUGCAAUCUCUAAAACAUUCUUGCAAGUCUUAAACAUAAAAGGUUUUUAUUGGCUGUUUGUGACAUUGUCUGCUUCUUGUAGAUGUUUGUGUAAGAUUAGUUUCUCUA